This is a messenger RNA of Cinara cedri, 486 nucleotides long. NCBI's taxonomy places the organism in Eukaryota, Metazoa, Arthropoda, Insecta, Hemiptera, Aphididae. The record is from the annotation of a GenBank genome assembly.
AUGUCCCGUGCUCACGUUUUUGAAUGGUUCAAACGAUUUAAAGAGGAUAGAACAAUUGUUGAAAGUGAUGAACGUGAAGGACGCCCGUCAACAAGCCGCAAUGAGGAAAUGGUUCAAAAAAUACGAACAGCAAUACGAGGUAACCGUCGUUUGACAAUUAUGGAACUUAGUAAUGAGUUUCAAAUCUCAUUCGGAUCAGUUCAAACCAUAUUGACGACUGAUUUAGAUAUGAGAAGAGUUGCAGCCAAAUUUGUUCCAAAACUGCUCUCAGAUGAGCAAAAAGAAAACAGAAAACAGAUCACCACUGAUUUGCUAGAGUGUUCCGAAUCUGAUGAAUUUUUUUUAAAAUCAAUUAUAACUGGUGACAAGACUUGGGUAUAUGGCUACGAUCCAGAAACAAAGGUACAAUCUUCGCAGUGGAAGACACCUGAUUCACCACGACCCAAAAAAGCUCGACAAGUUCGGAGUCAAGUGAAGGUUAUGUAG